Molecule: messenger RNA, 2355 nt
Organism: Papaver somniferum (opium poppy)
Lineage: Eukaryota; Viridiplantae; Streptophyta; Magnoliopsida; Ranunculales; Papaveraceae
Exons: 5
Coding region: 1-2355 (784 amino acids)
Molecular function (GO): RNA-DNA hybrid ribonuclease activity; nucleic acid binding
Source: RefSeq, a predicted model, not a curated record
AUGAGAGUCCUAUAUUGGAAUAUCAGAGGCUUAGGAAGAUCCAAAGCCAAAGGUAAACUUUAUAGUUUAGUUAAAGCUUUUAUUCCUACUUUAGUUUGGAUUUUUGAACCUAAAAUAAGAGUGAAGUAUGAUUCUUGUUCAAGAUUAAGGCUUCCUGGAAUGAACAAAAAAAUUAUUCAUAAUUCUACUAAAUGUAGAAAGGGUAAUAUAUGGAUUAUGUGGAGUGCUUCAAUCAAUGAUCCAGUGGUAAUUUCAAAUUUUCCUCAAGCUAUUACAGUGGAUGUUAGAGGUCAUUUAGUAACCGGUGUUCAUGCAGCUUCCUUAACUAUUCACAGAAGAUCUCUGUGGGAGAAUUUAUCUUAUGAAAUGAUCAAAGCACCAAAAACUGGUUUGGAAUACUCUUGGUGUAACAACAAAGUGGGUGUUAAAAGAAUCUUGUGUUUGCUUGAUAUAGCACUAUAUAAUGUUAAGUGGCUUGAAGCUUAUCCUAGUCGGGGAUACAAAAUUGGUACAAGGGGUACUUCAGAUCAUAGUCCUAUCUUUGGUGGAAAUGCUAAUCUUCCUAAACCUACUAACAUUCCUUUUAGGGCUUUGAAGGUUUGGAUGACACAUGAAAGCUUCAGAAAAGUUAUUGAAGAUGCUUGGAAUACUGAAGUGAGGGGUAAUCCUGUUUUUUUUUCUCAACAAACUAAAAAAUCUGAAAAAGAUAAUAAAAGAGUGGAACUGGAAUGUUUUGGAGAUGUUAAAAAAAACUUACAAGAAGCGGAUGAAGAGGUUAUGAAAGCUUCUUUAAUGUCAGAUAGAAAUCCUGAAGAUAUUGUUCUAUUAAAUCAAUUAGUUACUGCAAGAGGUAAACAAGAAGUCAUUACUCAACAGAAGCAUGAAAAACAAAAAGCUAGAGUGAAGUGGUUAAGAGAAGGUGCUUCUAAUACUAAAUUCUUUCAUUUCACAGCUAAAGAAGUUAAUUUCUCAGAAGAUAUUUUUGAUGUUGUUCCAAGAGUGAUUACUGAUGAAGACAAUGUUAGUUUGGAAUCUAUUCCUAGUGAAGAGGAAAUCAAGAAAGCUGCUUUUGAACUUAAUCCUGACAGCUCCCCUGGACCAGAUGGUUUUGGAGGAUGGUUUUAUAGAAUGUCAUGGGAUAUCGUUGGUGCAGAUUUUGUUAGAGCAAUACAAUACUGCUGGACAAAGGAGUUUAUUCCUGCAUGUAUGGAUUCAAAUUUCCUUAUGCUUCUACCCAAAGUUAAAAAUGCUAGAAAACCAAAUCAAUUUAGACCCAUCGGUCUAAUGAAUUUCAGUUUCAAAGUCAUCACAAAGAUUAUAACAUCAAGAUUGAUUGCAGUAGUUGAUAAAGUUGUGUCUCCUCAGCAAGGGGCUUUUAUAAAGGGAAGGAAUAUCCAAGAGAAGAUUGUCUUAGCAUCAAAAAUGGUUAAUGAAUUAGAAACAAAGAGAAGAGGUGGAAAUGUAGGCCUUAAGUUGGAUAUAUCUCAAGCCUAUGAUUCACUAAUCUGGGAUUUCUUGUUUCAUACAUUAAAAAGUUUUGGUUUUUAUGGGAAAUUCAUCAACUGGAUACAUAUUCUUCUUAACUCAGCAAUGAUUUCUGUUCUUAUCAAUGGAGGGCCUGCAUGGUAUUUCAAGGUUAGAAGAGGAUUAAGACAGGACUUCCCUGACAGAUAUCUUGGGGUAAUGUUAACUCCCGGUAGUAUUAGAUCUAAACAUAUUUGGGGUUGUGUGGAGAUGUUACAAGAAAAUUUAGCAGGAUGGAAAGGGAAGCUGCUUUCGUUCCAGGAAAGGCUAAUACUAAUGAAGUUUGUUCUCUGCAGCAUUCCUAUAUAUAACAUAAGUGUAAAGGCUACAAGAAUAACUGAGAUUUUCUUCACCUUACCAGUCCCAUCUUUUUACCUUAUAUGCUGUGAUGGAACUUCAAGAGGAAAUCCUGGUGCAGAUGGGUAUGGUUUUAUCUACAGGAAGGGAGAUGAUGCAUUUGUAUUUGCAUUGUCAGGGGGCAUAGGUGUAGCUACAAAUUUCAUGGCAGAAGUAAUGGCAGUUAUUUGUGCAGGAGAAUGGGCAAUGCAACAUUUCAUUCACAGGGUAUGCUUUAGAACUGAUUCAGAAGCAGUAAUGUCAGCUUUUCAGUCCAAAAAAAUUCCUUGGUGGGUUAUUACAAGAUGGAACAACAUUAUUGCACAUAUCACUGAAUGGUAUUUUACCCACAGUUUUAGAGAAAUCUAUCCUUCAGCAGAUGCUUUGUCAAAGAGGGGUUCUGACCUUCCCAGUGGAGAGAAGAGAAGCUACAAUAAUCAACCAAAUUUCAUAACUUUGGAAGCUCCCGAUUGUCCUUACUAUAGAUUUAGCUAA